AUGGCAGACAUUGAAAAGGUUCGCGAGGCCAAUGAGCUUCAGCAUGAAAAAGAGAUUCUCUCCAAAACCAAUGAUAUCGAGGAUAUUGACGCAAGCUAUGCACAAGCAUUCGUCAAGGCUAUUGUUCCUGAAACCGAUGAUCCUAGUACUCCCUCACUCUCAGUUCGUAUGAUUCUUAUCGGCGCUCUCUUUGCUGUUGCUCUUGGUCUUUUGAAUGGCAUCUUUUCUUUCCGUACAAACUCCUUUUACAUUUCAGGCAAUGUUGUUGCCUUGCUUUCGUAUCCCAUCGGUGUAUUCUUUGCCGCGGUUCUCCCUCACGGCAUCCUUAACCCAGGUCCUUUUUCUAUCAAGGAGCACGUUCUUGCAUACACUAUUGCGUCGGCUGCUGGUGGUGCUCCAUACGGCAUUGAAAAUGUUAUUGGUCAAAAAUUCGACAAAUUUAUGAAUGAUACCAAUGUUACUUUUUGGAACUCGUUUCUGUUCAUUCUUACAACCCAAAUGGUUGGAUACGGUCUUGCUGGUAUGACCCGUCGUUUUCUAGUUCGUCCUGCUGCCAUGUACUGGCCCACUUCUCUCCCUGUCGUCGCGCUCUUUGUUUCUUUCCAUGAAAAGGAAGAGAGUGAGGAAGUCAGGAAAGUCGGAGGUCUUUCCCGCCAUGCUUUCUUUUGGAUUGCAUUCUCAUGCAUGUUCCUGUGGCAAGUGUUCCCCUCCUUCUUUGCUCCUGCUCUGCAAGCUCUUUCCUUGCUGUGCAUGAUGUCCAACAACCGCGAUGCUCGCAUUUUUGGAUCUGCUACUCCCAAUACUGGCUUCGGUAUUCUCUCCUUUACUCUUGACUGGUCCAACUUUGGCACCUACUUCAUGCCCUUGUCGACUCCAUGGUGGGUGUCGGCCAAUUUCUUUGUUGCCAACGCCUUUAUUUUGUGGAUCGUGGUUCCCAUCGUCUAUUACAAAAAUGCAUUCCAUAACCCCACAAUCAAGGGUGCGUACGUCUUUCAAGAUGGUAGCGAUUUCCCCCGAAUUAACUCUCCAUCUCUAUACGACAGAACUGGCUCCAGGGUUAAUCCCACCAAGUUUUAUAACCAGGGAAUUUAUGAUCUCAAUACCACUGCUUAUGAAACUUAUGCUCCCAUCUAUCUUACUGAAAAUUUUGCGGUUACCUACGGUACUUCGUUUUUUGCCCUUACUGCUGGUAUCAUGCACGUCGGACUCUGGUACCACAAGGACAUUGUACGUCAAACCAAAGAGAUGCUUGCUCAGGUCGGCGAGGAAACUCCUGAUAUUCACAACGAACUCAUGAAGGCUUAUCCAGAUAUUCCCGAGUACAUGUAUCUUGGCUGGUUUGCUUUUUGGAUGGCUAUUCAGUUUAUGGUUGGAUACCUUACUCCCUUCAAACUCUCAUGGUGGGGUACCAUCCUGGGUUUCAUUAUUGGUAUUGUUUUCCUUGUCCCAUAUGGAAUUAUCCAAGGCUCCACUGGACAGCAGCUUGGUCUUAACAUUUUGACUGAAUUACUCAUGGGUUUGAUGAUUCCUGGCCAAACCAUUCAGGUCAUGACAUUCAAAUCGUAUGGUUACAACAUCAUGAUUCAGGCUCUUGCGCUUUCUUCUGACUUGAAGAUUGGCCAUUAUUUGCACAUCAAUCCCAUCCACAUGGUCUUUUCUCAGUUGUUUGGUACCAUCAUUGGUGCAGCCUGCAACACUGCCUCUGUCUGGAUUGCCAUUUCUUAUUUCCCUCUCGAUACUCCUGACUGGACUUAUCCUGGCCACACCACUUUCUACAGCGCCGGUGCUAUUUGGGGUGCUAUUGGUCCAGCACGUUUCUUUGGUCCAUCUUCGCCAUAUUAUGCUCUGAACUUGGGUUAUCUGUUUGGUUUGAUUUUACCCGUUCUCCCCUUUCUCGGUAACAAGUUUUAUCCCCACCCAUACUGGCGCUUCAUUCAUUUCCCCAUCAUGACCAAUAUCUUUUACACUGGUGGUAUCAUCUCCGCCGUAUCCUCAUUCAUUAUUGUUGCAUUCAUUUUCCAGUACGUCAUCUUCACAUAUGCUCACGGCUGGUGGGAGAAAUACAACUACGUUCUCUCUGCUGCCUUUGAUGCUGGCUCGGGUAUAGCUGUUCUUAUUACUACUCUUGUUGGCUUUAAGAUUGUUAUUCCUCCUUCGGCCGUCAACCCAGCCAUGUAUGAUUUCUAUUGCACUGGCACCAACUGGGAUGAUGCGCAAUUCCAAUAA
Molecule: messenger RNA, 2226 nt
Organism: Batrachochytrium dendrobatidis JAM81
Lineage: Eukaryota; Fungi; Chytridiomycota; Chytridiomycetes; Rhizophydiales
Exons: 3
Coding region: 1-2226 (741 amino acids)
Biological process (GO): transmembrane transport
Cellular component (GO): plasma membrane
Molecular function (GO): oligopeptide transmembrane transporter activity
Source: RefSeq, a predicted model, not a curated record